Messenger RNA from Closterium sp. Yama58-4, 1272 nucleotides. NCBI's taxonomy places the organism in Eukaryota, Viridiplantae, Streptophyta, Zygnematophyceae, Desmidiales, Closteriaceae. The record is from the annotation of a GenBank genome assembly.
AUGGUGGCAAUGAAGGACGUGCUGCCAAAAGCAGGUCCCAUGUUCGUUGCCUCUGUCCGCCUCAUCCCAGCCGGUCUGCUCCUCGUUGCCUUUGCUGCCAGCCGAGGCCGUCCCAUGCCCAAGUCCGCCCUUGCAUGGUUCUCCAUCCUCCUCUUCGCCCUCGUGGACGCCACAGCCUUCCAGGGCUGUCUGACAGAGGGCUUGCGCAGAACAUCAGCCGGCCUCGGAUCAGUCAUCAUCGACUCUCAGCCGCUCACAGUGGCUGUGCUCGCAGCCCUUCUGUUCGGAGAGACCAUUUCCAAAAAAGGGGCGCUGGGGCUUGUGCUAGGGGUUGUGGGCUUGCUGCUGCUUGAGGUUCCCCUGGAUGCGCUUCUCUCUUUCGCCUCCUCUCUCACUGCAUCUUCCAGCCAAUCAUCCUCUCAUUCCUCUCACUUUUCCCACUCCUCAUCUCACUCCUACUCCUCUCACUCCGCUCACUCCUCCCACUCCUCAAGCCUCUCACUCCUCUCAUUCCUCUCGCCCUGCUCGUUCCUCUCUCGCUUUUCCCACUCCUCAUCUCACUCCUACUCCUCUCACUCCGCUCACUCCUCCCACUCCUCAAGCCUCUCACUCCUCUCAUUCCUCUCGCCCUGCUCGUUCCUCUCUCACUUUUCCCACUCCUCAUCUCACUCCUACUCCUCUCACUCCGCUCACUCCUCCCACUCCUCAAGCCUCUCACUCCUCUCACAUCUUACUUGCCUCUCUUUGCUCCCCUCCUCUCAUUCCCCCCAUUCCUCUCACUCCCACUCUUCUCAUCCCCCUCCUCUAAUUCCUCUCAUCCCUCUUCCAUGUCUCCCCUCUGACCAGCAGUUGGCACGGUCAUGGUGCGCUGUUGGCACAGUCAUGGUGCGCUGGGUCUGCAGGCACUGCGACCCCAUCAUGGCCACUGGAUGGCACAUGGUGCUGGGAGGCAUUCCUCUCCUCUACCUCUCCUUCCAGCAGCACGAUCCAGCGGUCUCUGGUGGUCUUGCUGACCUUUCCUUGCUCGAUUGGUCCUCCUUGAUGUACACAUCAGUCUUCGGAAGCGCAAUUAGCUAUGGAGUGUUCUUCUACAAUGCAAAUAAAGGAAGCCUCACAAGGCUGAGCUCAUUGACUUUCCUCACUCCUGCAUUUGCUGCAUUCUUUGGGUUCAUAUUCCUAGGCGAAACACUGUCCCCUCUUCAGUUCUUUGGUGCUGGAGUCACACUGGUUGCUAUCUACCUUGUAAAUGCUCGUUCUCAGCAAAAAGCCUAG